GAUAACAAUCAUGAGUUUCAUAAUUCCCAGUUGGUAUGCGAAGGUUGUUCAUUUGGAAUCAGAUUGGGCAUUCGAGAUAGGAUACUUUCAACCAGGUGAAAGUAGAGGACUGUUGUACUGCAAUAUGAGACCCAGUCCCAUCUAA
This is a messenger RNA of Acaulospora colombiana, 145 nucleotides long. The record is from the annotation of a GenBank genome assembly. Lineage: Eukaryota; Fungi; Glomeromycota; Glomeromycetes; Diversisporales; Acaulosporaceae.